UGUCAUUGCUUGCUUGCUUUCUACUUCAACUUUUUCAGUAAAAUACCUGCUAUUUUGUUUUGUUAUUCAUUUGAAUUAACAGACUUGAAAAAUAUUGACACCAAAAGCAAAUUAAACAAUCAUGUCGAAUCAGGCACCGAAUAUGCCAACAAUAGGUCAACUGAAUCAAGGCACCAUACAGUAUGUGAACAACCCCAUGCAGAGUCCUCAGUUGCAGUCUGUGCAGGGCUCACCGUCACAGCACAGUCCUAUGGGCACUCAGGCCCAAGCGGGGGUUAAAGCAAGCCAAAGCGGAGCUGGAGACUCAACAACACAAUUGCUUAGCAGACCUCGUCUCCAAGAGUUGGUACGGGAGGUUGACCCCACUGUGCAGUUAGAUGAAGAGGUAGAAGAAAUGUUGCUACAGCUAGCUGACGAUUUCAUUGACGCAACAUUGAACGCCUCUUGUGCUCUCGCUAAACACAGGCAUGCGCCUUCUGUGGAACUAAGGGAUGUGCAGCUACAUUUAGAACGCCAAUGGAACAUGUGGAUCCCUGGCUUUGGAAACGACGAGCUGCGGCCGUACAAGCGUUCGACGGUCACAGAAGCACAUAAACAACGCAUGGCGCUUAUACGAAAGACUAUCAAGAAAUAUUAGGGAUUUCUUGAAAUAAUUACACUAAGUGAGCUAUGAUUAUGAAAAUAAGAGGGGGCCAUAUAAAUCAAUGCCUGUUCGCUCUAGGUAGGUAGGAUUUUCACACCACGUCUGGCUGAGAUAAUUGGUGGACGCUGAGUGAACACACAGCCAGGGCCAGGACAAAUGCCAGGAUUAUUUUUUCAAAACCAAUUCAAGUUCAAUCUAAUUUUCCAUAUAGCUAGAGAAGAAAUGUAAAUAUGAAAUUUUUCAUGAUCAAAGUGCAAAAAAAAUGCUUUUAUGUAAACCAAUAAAAGUAGUUCAGACUGUGUGGCUGUAAGUAGCUUCUCAUAGAUAAAAAAAAUAACGAGAUAAUUUUGCUAUCAACUUUCGGAAUUUUAUACUAAGUAAGUAAAU
Amyelois transitella is the source of this 1030-nucleotide messenger RNA. RefSeq names its product transcription initiation factor TFIID subunit 12 (gene Taf12). The transcript is spliced from 3 exons. The record is from RefSeq and is a predicted model, not a curated record. The coding region runs from base 122 to 637 and encodes 171 amino acids. NCBI's taxonomy places the organism in Eukaryota, Metazoa, Arthropoda, Insecta, Lepidoptera, Pyralidae. Gene Ontology annotation, molecular function: protein heterodimerization activity; DNA binding; TBP-class protein binding. Gene Ontology annotation, biological process: DNA-templated transcription initiation; RNA polymerase II preinitiation complex assembly. Gene Ontology annotation, cellular component: transcription factor TFIID complex; SLIK (SAGA-like) complex; SAGA complex.